Molecule: messenger RNA, 1260 nt
Organism: Prorocentrum cordatum
Lineage: Eukaryota; Dinophyceae; Prorocentrales; Prorocentraceae
Source: the annotation of a GenBank genome assembly
AGCCAUGUUGGCUCCAGCCAUGCUGGGUUGAUCCGCUGUGGCUCGAGCCACGCGGUUCAAGUAGGCUUACAUUUUACGAAGUCGGUACAGUUGGUUGGAUGGCAAGUCGGUCUCAGAGUAUGACGGUUUUGCACAGAUCAUGGCGUAGACCUAAUUUCUGUCGCAGAUUAUGUUGCACUGUACCUCUAGGUUUUCUAGGAGUGAGCUCGUAUGGUCGAGUGCAAAACAAGCAUGGAAUUAUCCAUUGGGGAACUAGACAGCCGGACGGCUAUCAUAUUACGGGUAUAGGUUAUCAGAGCAUGUUGGUUCAUCGUCUUGUCGCCCACACAUUUAUUGGACCUCCGUCAGGUGGUGAUCGUUAUGAAGUGAAUCACAUUGACGGAAACAAGAGCAACAAUCGAGUGGACAAUUUGGAGUACGUGUCCCGAGCGCAAAAUAUGCUGCAUCAUUUCAGAACCAAGCUUCUGCAGCGCAGGUCAAGCACAGAAGCAAACUCAAAGCCUGUCUUCGCAAGGAUCUGUGGAUCACAGACGUGGACUCGUUUUGAUUCUAUAAAGGGCGCUGCGAUCAGUCUGAAGGUCUGUGCGAGUAACUUUUUUUCUUGCUGCAAGGGAAAGCUGACUUCAGUGGGAGGCGUCGAAUUCCGAUAUGCAGAGUCUAUUGCACGACCUGGCGAGGAAUGGAGAACGGCAUUGUGUCCUUGUUCGGGUUUGCCGCUCACGAGUUGGGAAGUCAGCUCUCAUGGGCGCGUCAAGAAUUCAAAGAGCUUGAUUUCAAGGGGCAGUCUUGCCGCGUCAGGAUAUCGAGUUGUCUGUGCUUCUUUGUACGGCCGUUUGUCUGCUCUUCGCGUGCACCGACUUGUCGCCCGUGCCUUCCUAGGUCCGGCGCCAGAUUCGGAGCGACACCUUGUACACCACAAAGAUUCUGACCGAGGAAAUAACCAUGUUGAUAAUUUGCAGUACGUGACAGCUUCUGAGAAUGCGCAAUAUUCACACCAGAGAGGUCCAAGAAGUACAAAGAACAGGGUAGUGCCCGUGCAAGCGCGGCUAUCAGGGACAGAAAGUUGGAUUACGUAUCCAUCGGUAUCAGAAGCAUCGCUCCUCCUCAGCGUCCCAACUUCAAGCAUUUCGCGUUGUUGCCAUGGUUCCCAGCAAUCCGCGAAGGGCUACGAGUUCAAACGCGCAGACAUUUACAAGUUAUGCGGUGAGGAGUGGCGCCAAAUCGCUAGCUAAAGAAUCAAUGACAUGCAUCUACAGAAAA